Messenger RNA from Varanus komodoensis (Komodo dragon), 4453 nucleotides. Its product is annotated as anoctamin-7-like. Gene Ontology annotation, cellular component: plasma membrane. Gene Ontology annotation, biological process: chloride transmembrane transport. Gene Ontology annotation, molecular function: protein dimerization activity; chloride channel activity. Lineage: Eukaryota; Metazoa; Chordata; Lepidosauria; Squamata; Varanidae. The coding region runs from base 261 to 2939 and encodes 892 amino acids. The record is from RefSeq and is a predicted model, not a curated record. The transcript is spliced from 24 exons.
AAACCAAGUUUCCACUAUGAUGCCCAGGCACAGGGAGCUGCUGGCCCAGUGCCAACAUGACCUAGAGAUGCUACCCAGCCAAGGGGAUGGAGGAUUCCAGGAGCAGGGAUGAGCUGGAGAAAGGAGGCAGUGGCGGGAGGGGGUCUCUCUGCCCUGGCGUCCUCCCCACCCUUUCCCUGAGGACUUCUUCUGGAGCGCAGCGCCUGGCGCCCAACACGAUCAUGAAGGGAUCCUGGUCCUGAGAUCUGCCGCAAAGCACUAUGAUCCGCAAGAAGGGAACUGGGCAUUUUGCUCCGGACAACGGAUUGCUCCUUCGCACAGAGAAAAGUCCCUCGGGCCUCCUUGGUGACAUAAGUACCCUGCCAAAUGGAGGGGGCAUGGACAGCUUUGAUACAGAUGAUGAUGAUGAUGACAACCCCAUUUGUGUUUAUGGCAAUGAUGGCUUUGAUGACACAAGUGCUGCCAGUGGUAACUACUUCAAAGAUGGGAGAAACAAGAUCGACUUUGUGCUUGUUUGGGAAGAGAAGUUACGCCCCUCAAAAAAGAGGAGAAGCAAGCAGCCACACCAUGACAGAGACAGGGCAGCAAGCCGGGCAGGUGGCUGGGAACAGGUCCAAAGGCAACGUGAGAGAUGGAAGAGAAAGUUCCUCAAGAACCUACAGAAUGCAGGACUCUUGAUGGAGAAAGAGGAGACCCUGAGUGAGCACAAGAGCAUUCACUACUUGAAGCUGAGUGCUCCCUGGGAAGUGCUGGUGUAUUAUGCGGAAGAGCUCUGCAUGCGGGCACCUCUCCAGGCCCAUCCCAAUCCAGACAGGAACAGCUCAGCAGACUUGCUCCGCAAGCUACACAUCCCCAACGUUAUGGACCAGAGGGUGCCCAAGAAACCUGUGGACUACUACACCUGUGCCUUUCGCAAGUCAAAGCUUGACAGGUUCCUGGGUAGUGAUGCACGAGACUCUUACUUCACCAACACACAAAGGCAUCGCAUUGUGUACGAGAUCUUGGCUCAGACCAUCUACGGGAAGCGGAAGCAUGCUGAAAUUGGGAUUGACCGACUGCUGAAUGAGGGCGUGUAUUCUGCAGCCUUCCCACUGCAUGAGGGCCCCUUUGAGCUGCCCAACUAUGAGGUGCUGGAUGACGUGCUGAACCCCCGGCAGAUCCUGUUCCGCUUCUGGGCCCAGUGGCGAUGCUGGUACAAAUAUCAGCCCCUGGACCACAUCCGGGAGUAUUUUGGAGAGAAAGUGGCCAUCUACUUUGCCUGGCUGGGCUUCUACACAGCUUGGCUGCUCCCGGCUGCAGCUGUUGGCACAUUUGUCUUCCUGGCCGGCCUCUUCACUAUGGGGACAGACAUGCCCGCGCAAGAAAUCUGCGACAGUGGGGUGCAGUACCUCAUGUGCCCCCUCUGCGACACCUGUGGCAACUGGAACCUCUCUGAGAUCUGCUCCAUGGUGAAGGUGGGAUACCUCUUUGACCAUCCAGGGACUGUCUUCUUCAGCAUCUUUAUGUCCUUCUGGGCUGUGAGCUUCCUGGAGUACUGGAAGCGGAAAAAUGCCACACUGGCCCACCACUGGGACUGCAUGGAUUUCCAAGAGGAGGAGGAGCGGCCCCGGCCUGAGUUUGCUGCCCGGGCUCCUUGCAUGGAGCAGAACCCUGUCACUGGGCUGAAAGAGCCCCAUUUCCCUGAGCGUGACCGGCUCUCACGCAUCCUGACUGGAUCCAUGGCCAUCAUCAUCAUGCUCUGUGUGGUGAUGAUCUUCCUGGUGUCGGUGAUCAUGUACCGUGGGAUUGUCAGCACCAUGAUGUACCACACGGGGAAUACCGUCCUGAUGACCCAGGCAGGAAACAUCGCCAACAUCAGCAGCUCCAUGGUCAACCUGGCACUCAUUCUCCUCAUGAGCCAAGUCUAUACCUCUCUGGCUGAGAAGCUCACCAAGUGGGAGAUGCACCGGACUCAGACACAGCAUGAAGAUGCCUUCACCUUCAAAGUCUUCAUCUUCCAGUUCGUUAAUUUCUACUCCUCCCCUUUCUAUGUGGCUUUCUUCAAAGGCAGCAGGUUUGUGGGCUAUCCUGGUCAAUAUGGAAAACUCCUGGGCAUGAGGAACGAAGAUUGUGGUCCUGGUGGAUGCCUCAUUGAACUGGCCCAGCAACUUUUCAUCAUCAUGGUUGGCAAGCAGAUUGUCAGCAAUAUCCAAGAGUUCCUUGUGCCCAAGCUCAAGGCCUGGCACCAAAAAAGGAAACUGGCCCAGGUGCGAGGUGCCCAAAUCUGUCAGGAGCCCAAGCGCUGGGAGGAGGACUAUGAGCUGAUUGAGUGUGAAGGCCUCUUUGAGGAAUACCUGGAGAUGGUGCUGCAGUUUGGUUUCAUAACUAUUUUUGUGGCUGCCUUCCCACUAGCUCCACUAUUUGCACUACUCAAUAACUGGGUGGAGAUCCGCCUGGACGCCCAGAAAUUUGUCUGUGAAUACCGCCGUCCAGUGGCAGAGCGAGCUCAGGACAUUGGUGUCUGGUUCUUCAUCCUGGAUGUCCUAGCACAACUCUCUGUCAUUGUCAAUGCCUUCCUCAUUGCCUUCACCUCUGAAUUCCUGCCACGUCUCCUCUACCAAUAUGAGUAUGACAGCCACCUCCAUGGCUAUGUGAACUUUACCCUGGCCUAUUCCCCACCCAGCUAUGUGGACAGCAACCACACCAUGUGCCGGUACAAGGCCUUCCGCGAUGCCCACGGGAGCUACACCCUCUUCUACUGGAAGCUGCUGGCCAUUCGCUUAGGCUUCAUCAUUGCCUUUGAGGUUCCUGAUGUCCCUGCAUCCCUAGAGGUGAAGAUCAAGCGUGAGCGCUACCUGGCCAAGCAGGCAUUGGCUGACAACCAGGACGUGCUGCUGACGGUGAGUUGCGACUCUUCUCCCUCACCAGCAAGCUGCUUUUUACCCAGCAGCAUGAUCUAGCAAGGCUGGAAACAGACACCACCAGAUUCCUUCCCACUGUGGACUGCACAGACCUGGGCUCUGCACUAUGGUGAGGCAAAUCCCAGAAGGCAAGAGAGAUGCGGAGGAACUCCCAGCCCUGCAUUAGACCUUUAAGGAAGUAAAGGCACAUUAUGGACACCCUGUUUGCAGAUCCCUGUCAGCCAUUUGACACUCCCACACACACACACACAUGUAGAGCAAGGGCUGCACUGCUCCCUGGCUGUUUUGCGACCCUGACUCAUUUUCUUCCCCUUCCUCUCUUUCUUCAUCCACCUGGAAGAAACAGCACAGGGCCCUGGGAAGGCAUUUGUGAACCACUCCCUAAUUUAAAAAAAACUCUCUGUGGAUUCUCUCCUGUUUCCCUCACUAUCCUUCUCUGUAGUCUGGGACAAAGAGAUAAGAAGGGUUGGUGCUUCCAAGGUCACAUAAGCCAAUUUUGCUUCCAUGCCAGUCCCCCAAGUGUUACCUAGAAUGGCUGGCUCAGCUCACAGAAGCCUUGAUAUGGGGCAACAGUGAAUAAUUCAGCAGCAGUGGCUUGUGGUCCAGGUUUGCCACUGAGGCCCUCCGGAUAGCGUUUAACCACGACCAGUUUCUCUGAGUUCCUCUGGGGACAUUGCACUGGGCGCCCUGGUGUUCACACCAUCAUAUGCUUGGUUUGUAAUACACAUUUUUAAAAUGUCCAGAACAUGCUUUCAGUCCAUCUGGCAGAGCAGAAAAUGCCCUUUGCACAUGCAACUUAAGGCCAGUGUAUUUCUGCUUCCUCCCCUUGCUUGGCCUCUGAAAGUCUUCCAGUCUUCUCUUAAAAUGCAUGUAAGAGAUGGAGUGUCCUGUGCCAAACUUGAAACUGGCCGAACAGUAUUCUGUGAUAAGUGUUCAAACAGGUGCACAUACAAUGCAAUCGUGGGGCUGGCUGGUGCUGCUGGAAACCCAAAGGGAGCAGCUUACAAAGAUUAACAAGACAGUCCCUGCCUCUUCAGGUUGCCAUUUAAAAGGCAUAACGCAAAAGGAAAAGGGAUUGGGACAAGGGAGGAAAGCAAAAACAAAAAUUGGGCACCACUUCUUAGCUUCAAAGUUCCUCUAGGUUUUCUUUCUGGCAUGACAUGUGCUGCUUUGAAGGGUUGUAGAAAAAUCCGAAUGGGGAAAGGCUUUUCAAAGAUAGUCUUUAUGCUGUUCCUGCCUUGCAAAUGAGCAGGGUUUAACUUCCAGGGGUCCAGCCCAUUUGUGCAAAAUCCACCCAUCUCUGAGACCUGAGUCCAAGUCAUAACUGAGCCUGUUCAAACUGUUCUAGCUGGGAACGGAGGGACUCUGGAGAUUAUAGAAGAGAUGGGGUACCUUCUCCCCAUGUUUCACUGCUGCUUCUGCAAGAAUAGGUAGAGUCCAGCAUGCUGCCCUUCCCCGGAUGCUGAUCUUCCUGGCAUGUUCUUUGCUGAAAGCUGGCUUUUGAUGUAGCCAUGAUCAACUGUGUAGGGCAGUGAAUAAAAAUGUGCAAUGGC